AUGUGCAGCCACUCUCGCAUUGGUCUCCCCUCCCCUCCCCUCCUUCACUCGUUGCGUACUGUUGUUUGUUGUUGUUAUCCUUGCGUUUCAUGGCACAUUGCAUUACGCAUGCAAGCAUGGCAAACAUUUCUGUGCCUCUUGCCCUCGCACCCCAUGACGUGUUCUUCUCCAUCGUGGCUGUUACUGUCGUUGUUCUUGCUGUUCCUCCUUCUCGCUGCUGCCCACUGCUCGAGCGUGCAACGUGUUCCGCCCACACCAACAGCAACUACAACACCAACUACAACUCGUCAUCAUCGUCAGCAUCCUCAUCGAAGCCAUUGCCCAAACAAAGACGACGACACCACCACUACCUCACCACUCCUCUCACCACAACAACUCACCCCAUCAAGCAUGGUCGACGGUGCUGUGAUUUGGCUGCAUGGUCUCGGCGACCAAGGCAGCUCGUGGUCAGACUUGGAGGAGAGGUUCAAGCGGACAUACAAGGGCAAUGUCAAGUUCAUGUUCCCCAACGCACCCAACGCGCCCGUCACCUGCAACCACGGCAUGGUUAUGCCUUCCUGGUUCGAUCUCGUGGAGAUCCCCUUGACGCCCCACUCGCGCGACUCCCCGGAGACGAUCGCUGCGUCCGUUGAUCGCGUCAACCGCUGGAUUGCGCAGCUUGAAGCCGAAGGCAUCCCAUCAGAACGCAUCAUCAUUGGAGGCUUCUCUCAGGGAGGUGCGCUUACCAUUCAGACCGUGCUUCGGAGCGACAAGAAGCUGGCAGGCGGUGUGGUCAUCAGUGGAUGGGUGCUCAUGGCAAAGGAGAUUGACGCGUGGAUGCAGCCCGUGAACAAGGACACGCCCUUCUUCUGGGGCCACGGCGCCAUCGACCCGCUUGUCGUGCCGCAGAUGCAGGAGACGGGUGUGGCGCUCCUGGCAGAGAAGGGCGUCAGCGUGGACUCGAAGGUGUACCCCGGUGUUCCACACGGCAUCUGCGAUGCAGAACAGAGGCACAUCCUCAAGUUCAUUGCCAACACGCUUGGCGUGGAGGAGAAGUAG
Molecule: messenger RNA, 1038 nt
Organism: Salpingoeca rosetta
Lineage: Eukaryota; Choanoflagellata; Craspedida; Salpingoecidae
Exons: 5
Coding region: 1-1038 (345 amino acids)
Biological process (GO): protein depalmitoylation
Cellular component (GO): cytoplasm
Molecular function (GO): palmitoyl-(protein) hydrolase activity; carboxylic ester hydrolase activity
Source: RefSeq, a predicted model, not a curated record